Messenger RNA from Leucoraja erinaceus (little skate), 4595 nucleotides. RefSeq lists its product as uncharacterized. NCBI's taxonomy places the organism in Eukaryota, Metazoa, Chordata, Chondrichthyes, Rajiformes, Rajidae. The record is from RefSeq and is a predicted model, not a curated record. The transcript has 25 exons. Gene Ontology annotation, biological process: meiotic attachment of telomere to nuclear envelope; homologous chromosome pairing at meiosis. The coding region runs from base 150 to 4583 and encodes 1477 amino acids.
ACCUGACAGAUGUUCUGGUAGAUUUGUUGCAAGAAAUUAUAUCAAGCUUAGGCUGUGCCUUUUUAUAAAUCACAAUGGAAAUUCAUGUUGCUUUUUAAAUUACAGGUUGCACUGUUUCUGUUCUUUAAAAUUCUGGAAAUCUCUAGGCAAUGAUGAACUACCCAGAAGGGACUAAUGGCAACAUACUUUGUGGUUUAAAAACAGACUUGGAUUUACUGCUUGAAUGUCUGAAGUAUCAGAUGGACAGUCCCGAGACUCAGAAGCAAGCCCUGGUCACUAUCUCUUCCAUAUGUCAACAGAAUUGUGAAGCAAGCGAGUACUUUCGUGUGAUUGGAGGCUUAGAAUAUAUUCAUGGACUUAUAAAAUUGACUGAUGCUUCUCUCGUUUGUGAGGCUGCUCUGUUCACUUUGGGAGCUCUAGCUGAAAGCAGUGUAUACUGCCAGCAGAGUUUGUGCACUGUUGAAUUGCUGUCUGAUCUUGCCUCGUCACUUACGAAGAAGGAUGCUUCAUUGAUUCUGAAGAGGAUGGAUGUCUAUAUGAUCCUGGUGUUGGUCUCGCACAACAGUAUGCAUGUUAUGAGAAACAAGAAGGACACAAAGGAGAAACAGAAAAAGGAAUCAAACGAGGAACAGAGGGAAUCAAAGGAACAGAAAGAAUCAAAGGAGCAAAAGAAGGAAUCAACGGAGAAGCAGAAAAAGGAAUCAAAGGAGUCACAUGAUGGAAUCAAAGCAGAAACAAGGAAUCCAAGGAGAAACAAGAAGAAAUUUAAGGAGAAGCAGGGAUCCAAGAAACAGAGGAAGAAAUCCAAGGAAAAACAGAAGAAGAAAUCCAAGGAGAAACAAAAGAAGGAAUCAAAGGAGAAACAGAAGAAGGAAUCAAAAGAGAAACAGAAAAAUGAAUCUAAGGAGAAAAGAAUGAUCCAAAGGAGAAAUAGAAGAAGGAAUCAAAGGAGAAACAGCAGAAGGAAUCAACGGAGUAACAGAAGAAGGAUUAAAAAGACGAUGAAGAAGGAUUCAAAGGAGAAACAGAAGAAGGAAUCAAAGGCAAAUCAGAAGAAGGAACACAAGGAGAAACAGAAUAGAAGGAGAAACAAGGAAAACAACGAGAAACAGAAGGAACCAAAGGAGAAAGAGAAACGGGGAUUCAAAGGAGAAACUGAAAAUCGAAUCAAAGGCAAAACCGAAGAAGGAAUCAUAGGGAAAACAGAAGAAGGAAUCAAAGUUGAAACAGAAGAAUACAAGGAGGAACAGAAGAUGGAAUCCACAGAGAAACAGAAGAAAGAAGAAUCCAAGGAGAAACAUAAGAUGGAGCCUAAGGAGAAACAGAAAUAUGAAUCCAAGGGGAAACAGAAGAAGAAAUCCAAGGAGAAACAAGAAGGGAUCCUAGGAGAAACAGAAGAAGUGAUCCAUGGAGACAAGAAGAAAGAAUCCAAGGAGAAACAGAAGAAGGAAUCAAUUGAGAAACUAGAAGGAAUUAAAGGAGAUUCAAAGGAGGAUCAGAAGAAAGAAUCCAAGGAGAAACAGAAGAAGGAAUCCAAUGAGAAAUGGAGGAAUGGAUCCAAGGAGAAGCAGAAAAGGGAUCAAAGGAAAAAUAUAAGAAGAAGAAAGAAGGAAUCCAAGGAGAAACAAGGAGGAAAUCAACGUCUCUCCUUGAGCCUGUGUCUGAGUGACCAGGGAAAGCAUGAUGUGGCAGAACCUCUUCCCGCCCCAGACAACGAGGGACUGCGCCCACCCACAGAAGAAGUGCAGGAGAAGGAGAAGAUGACGAACAGACAGCUUAGUAUAGGUUUACAUUUUGUUUUUCUUUUUUUAACCAGAACUAGUUUUCCAAUGUCGGACAAGCAAUCUAUACAUGAAAAUAUUGGUCAUUACUACGAGUUGUGGUCGUCCAUUGGGAGUACUCUCUGUGCUUGUGUCAACAAUCCACAGAAUGAAGAGAACCAGAGACUAUGUACAGCAGCCUUUCCAUUUGCAAAGGAGUGUCUGCAAAAAUGCAUCAGGCAAGAAAUAAUUCGUCCCAUUUGUGCAUUUAUUGGGCUCACAGUUGCCAACAAUUCAUAUGCACAGAACUACUUUUGUAAAGUUGGUGGACUGGAUACUCUUGCUCAGACUGCUGUGAGCUUAGCAGAUGAAUCUCUAACAUAUCACUCCAAUGUGCAGUUGGCAAUUUCUGUGAUAAAAACUCUGGAUUCCUGCAUUUCAGAUCAUUCUUCCUUGGCUUUACGCUUGUCACAAUACUCAAUCGUUCCCAAGCUUGUGGCGCUGUUAACACAGGAUGAUCUUGAUCCGGGAAGUAAAUUGGGGAUUAUUCUUGCUAUUGGGCACUGCACUGAUGGAUGUGAAGUGCAUCAGUAUCAGCUACUGAAGAGCAAUGGGCUUCCACUUAUGAUCCAAAUGGUAGCUGAAUCCCAGGAUGAGGAGCAGAGGAAAGCAGCCACUUUUGUUCUACAGAGUUGCCAGCUCAUAACUGAAAAACUAGCGAACAAUCUGGUGGAGAAUUGUCAGUUCAAAGAAGACACAGUAACUUCAAACCCAAAGGAUAUCAGCAUAAGAAAUUACUGGAAAUUUGCAGACGAAUUUUUGCAUCGGAUAGAAAUAUUAGAAAAACAGCAAGAGCUCACCAACAACACUAGAGACGUGGACGUACAUUGUACAACUACACCACCAAGUUCGCAAGCAUACCCAAAAUUUCAGUUAUGUGAUUCAUUGCUUAGAGGAAUGAACCAGAUGGCGAAAGAUAAAGAAGGUGCAUCAAUGAAACAUUGCAGAGAACAGCAAUCCGUGGAUAAACCACGCAUGGAUAGUACGAAAAUAAAAAGUUGUGGAAAAAAGCAGGAUUUUACCCCAGCAAAAACAAAACUAGAUUUCAGCCAAAGAGUAACUGGAUACAGAGAGGAAGAUUCUAUUAUUCCAACAUUCAGUUUACCCUGUUCUGGAGCUGAAGAAAAUAAAAUUCAAUACCGGGAUCAGCAGUUAAUGAUGAAGGCACGGCUCAUACUCAAAAACGAUGCUGUCCCAAAGUUCUUCAAACCAAGACCAGUUCCGUUCAGUCGGAUGGACGCCGUCGACAAGGAACUCUGCCGUCUUGAAGAAAUUGGAAUUAUCACCCAUGUGAACCAUUCAGACUGGGCCACACCCAUAGUUGUCGUUCAGAAGCCUUGCGGCAAGCUGCAAGGAGGACUGAAUUUCUUGAAAUUGGACAUGUCCGACGCAUAUCUCCAAAUGGAACUGGACGACGAGACAAUAAACCUGCUCGUGAUCAACACGCACAAGGGACUGUUCAGAUACAACCGAUUGUCAUUUGGACCGGCACCGGCUCCGGCCAUCUUCCAGAAACUAGUCGACAAUCUGGUUGCCGGGAUUCUGUACGUAGCUGCCUACCUGGAUGACAUCUUUGUCACCGGCCGGACACAGGAAGUACACCUGCAGAACCUAAAACAGAUCAUCACGUCACUGAACAACUACAGCAUGAAGUUACGCAUGGACAAGUGCGCAUUUUUCCAACAACAUGUCACAUAUCUCGGACAUGUGAUCUCGGCAAGUGGUCUGAAGCAAUCGGAUGAAAGAGUGGACGCCAUUGUGAAAUUGCCGGUGCCCGAAAAUGUGAAGCAGCUUGAAAGCUUCAUGGGCAAGGUUAACUACUAUGGCAAGUUCAUACCAGCACUUUCGACUUUGUGCGCACCAUUGACCAACCUGCGAAAUGCUGGUUAUGGCCGCUGGAAGUUUUGGGGGAAAAAAUUGCGACCAUCUGCGCCUGCGCAUUUGGGGGAAGCCAGUGACGCAGUAGCGACGCAAAAUGACGCUCUCUCUCCGCUCGUGCGCAAUGGGCCCAGCCAGGAGCUAUUCAAAAUACCUGCAUUGUGUAGAAGAAAACAGAAAAACAUGGAUCCAUUGUUUCUGUGUUCAGACCUAAUUGAUAAAGAAAUCAGUAACCUUACCUAUUCUGUACCUUCACUUAAUGUUGGCCAAGAUUUCCGAUGUUCAGGUUGUUCAACUGUAACAGCAUCCUUGAACAGUAGGAAUUUCAGCAAGAUUCUUCAGGCUUGCCCUAACAAAUGUGAUCGACAUAAAGUGAUACAAGAGUGUGAGGAAAGAUAUAAAAAGGAGCUUAAGAAGUUACAAGCCAGUAACAUUAACAAAACUGAUAAAAAUUUAUUUUUUACUCCAAUCAGAAGAACUACAUCUUGUAUCACAGAUUGCUGUAUUAAGCAAACAGAUUCUAUGAACUCAACACCUACAAAGGAUUUCCACUUAAAAAAUCAGAAAUACCAGCCACAAGACAGAAGAAACUUAUUUACUCCAUUGGUCGACAAUAAAAGAAGAUUUCAGGAUCAUAUUUACUCCUUCGAUGAUGGCAAGCAUUCAGACACCUGUGAAUACGCAGUGGGAGUAAGACAAUCAAGCAAAAGAAGGCAGCGUAAGGAUUUCACAAAGAAGGAAAUUGGCUACUUGCUAGAAGGAGUAUUGAAAAUGGGCUAUCACUGGAAUUCUAUUCUAUGGUCAUAUCCAUUCCAGAAAGGGCGAACUAAUGUGGAUCUAGCAAACAAAUACCGGAACUUACAGAAAAGAAAUUUGAAAGAUUAAAGAUCCAGAAGU